This is a messenger RNA of Aspergillus melleus, 1062 nucleotides long. RefSeq names its product zinc-binding alcohol dehydrogenase family protein. NCBI's taxonomy places the organism in Eukaryota, Fungi, Ascomycota, Eurotiomycetes, Eurotiales, Aspergillaceae. The transcript has 2 exons. The record is from RefSeq and is a predicted model, not a curated record. The coding region runs from base 1 to 1062 and encodes 353 amino acids. Gene Ontology annotation, molecular function: oxidoreductase activity, acting on NAD(P)H.
AUGAAAGAAGCUCUCGUGGAUCUGGAAAGCGCUGCUUACCCCCGGGUGUCUAUCGUGGACUCACCGAUUCCCACCCCAGCCGCAGAUCAAGUAGUGAUCAAAGUGGUCGCUGCUAGCCUUAAUCCCAAGGACUACAAGCAUAAAAGCCACGGCAUUAUUAACCAAGGUGACGACAUCGCUGGUAUAGUUCAUCUGACGGGCGAAAAUGUCACCGAGUUCAAGGCCGGCGACCGCGUGGCGGCUUUCCAUCAGAUGGGCACUCCUCAUGGCGGCUUCGCUGAAUAUGCGGUGACUUGGGCACGCACGACUUUUCAUAUACCGGAGAAAACCUCCUUUGAAGAGGCAUCAACUAUUCCGCUUGCUGGAUUGACUGCCGCCCUGGGGCUUUAUCAAAGCCUCCGAUUGACGCCUCCCUGGCUCCCGGAGACAGAGCCCCAUCCUUUGGUCGUAUACGGGGGCGGCUCCGCCGUCGGGGCCUUCGUGAUCAAACUGGCGAAGCUGUCCAACCUCCACCCGUUGAUCGUGGUUGCCGGCAAAAGUGGCUCGCAGAUAGAAACCCUUCUGGAUCGUUCCAAGGGCGACGUUGUCAUCGAUUAUCGCGAAGGCGACGCGGCCGUGGUGAGAAAGCUGCGCGCGGCGCUGAAUGGAAGACCGCUCCUUCACGCAUUCGACGCUAUCACCGAGUUCAACAGUUAUCAGAACAUUGCGCAGGUCAUCGACCCCCAGGCCGGGCGCGUUACCACCAUUCAGCCCGUUCGAGAAGACCGAGACAAAUUUCCAGCGGCUGUCGACGUUUCGUUCACUUUUGUGGGCCGAGUGCAUGGCCCUGUCCCGGAGAAGAAGGAAGGAAGGGUAGUUCUGAGAGAGCGAGAAUUUGGCGCCGUCUUUUCCAACUUCUUUGGCCAGGGCUUGAGAGAUGGGUUCUUGUCUGGACAUCCUUGGGUGACCGUACCCAGGGGUCUAGAGGGAUUGGAGAAGGCAUUGGGAGAAUUGAAGGAUUGGAAGUCGAGCUACUCCAAGUAUGUGGUGCGCAUUGCGGACACGCCUGGCGUUCAGGGGUGA